CUUCCUUAAAAACAGCUAUUUAAUGCAACUUUGUCAGUGAGUUCUUGACAGUUCUGUCUUAACGAUUCUGAUAUUAAUGAAACAUUUUUGUAAAGGGUUGAAGUGUCUUCCUGGAUUGUCAAUUCAUUAAUGAAGUAUGGCUUGUGUUGAACAAGAUAAGCUGGGUCAAGCGUUUGAAGAUGCUUUUGAGGUACUGAGGCAACAUUCAGCUGGAGAUCUGCAAUACCCCACAGAUUACAAAAAUUACUUGAGUCUCAUCAACCACUGUCCCCACGCCCAUGCCAGAGGAAAUUCCAGCUACUACAGUAUGCUGCCUACAGAGGAACCUGUCUACAGCUGGAGAACAGUAAUAAACAGUGCUUCGGACCUCUAUUUUGAAGGAAAUACCCAUCAGUCUCUGCAGAACAUCCCUGAAAACCAGCUGGUACAACCUCCUGUUCUCCAGCAAAAAGGAGUGAAAGGCAGGAAGAAGCUCCGACUGUUCGAAUACCUUUACGAAUCCCUGUGUAAUCCCGAGAUGGCAUGUUGUAUUCAGUGGGUAGAUAAAAGUAAAGGCAUCUUUCAGUUUAUAUCAAAAAACAAAGAAAAACUUGCCCAACUUUGGGGGAAAAGAAAAGGCAACCGGAAGACCAUGACGUACCAGAAAAUGGCCAGAGCACUGAGGAAUUAUGGAAGAACUGGGGAAAUCACCAAAAUCCGAAGAAAACUAACUUACCAGUUCAAUGAGGCCAUUCUCCAAAGACUCUCUCCACCUCAUCUGUUGGAAAAAGAGAUCUUUUACUCACAGUAUGUUCAACCUGACCAAGAAUAUCUAAGUUUAAGUAACUGGAAUGCAAAUUAUAAUUAUGCAUAUGCCAGUUAUCAUGAGCUAAGUUACCCUAAUUGUGAAAUGUAGUCUUACAUAUUAUGACUUCCUGACAUCAGAAAUGCCUGAACAGGCAAUACAGAUGAUGCAUGAUAGAAUUGUACACUUGAAACCUAAAUAAUUUUAUUAUUCAAUGUCAUCUGAAUAAAGUCAAUAAAAGUAAAAUUAAAUUAAAAAGAAAUCCCUACAAAUUUCAGAAUUUUUCUCUUAAAGCAAAUGCUGAAGAGAAAAAAACUUUAUCAUGGCUAUUUUUUAUUAAGUAGCAUAUAAUCUAUAGUAACUUGGUGAGAUAUUCCACCAGUGAACCAUGUUAAAAUGAUUCAGUCCCAUUUGAAUGCCUGGACUAAAUGUCCUUGCCCUUACUAUUAUCUGUGCAAUACUUUCUUCUAGAUUAACAAUACCAGUAGAGAGGCUUUGAUUUAUAUACUCAUUUAAACAUUAUUUUCCUGCCAUACCCCAAAAAAUGACUAACAUAUCUGAUGGCCUUAGCAACAAAACAAAUACCAAUUGUGAUGAUAGUGUUUAUUUCAUUCCAAAACACAUGUAAUGGCUUUACAAUCUUCAGCAGCUAUUGUGAACUUAUAUUUUCUCUGCACUCGGACCUCAUGGCCUGUAACCCUGGGUGCCAAAGAAAAGAAGGUCUAAGGAAAAUACCACUUAAAGUUUAUAUCUUCCACAAAUUAUUGCCUUGGAUUUCUCCUCCCUAGGGUAGAUCCAGAAGCUAACGUUUCUUGCUCUCCUGCCACUCAGCCACAGGGAGGUGCUCUUGCCCUGUUAGCUAACUGGCCCAACCUUGUAACCUGAUCUCCUUUUCCCCUUGAACUAGCCCAGCUGAGACCCAACUGGAGUAGUUGGAAGAAAAAAAAAAGAGAGUUUGAUAAAUGAUAGAAACUAGCAAAUAAUAUGCCCAGAGAGAAACCAGAAUUUAGUCAGUCUGACUUGAAAACGAUGGUUUCAUCUCUACAGUCCAAAAGGAACCCUGGGAAGACAUACUUUUUUUUCUUCCUGUUUGGUAGGUUCUUGCAUGUGCCACAGAGCUUCCCAGACUACAUGGGCUGUUUUCAUCCAGGUCAAGAGUCCUAUUCAGUUUGUAGCAUUCCCUCUCACCUCUUUUUUCUUUGUGUCCAGGUGGCCUUCCUUCCCAGGGCCUCUUAAGAAGAACAUAUGUGGGUUAUAAAACAAGCAACAGACGAACAAUCAAACACAUAGGUUGUCAGAAGGGAAGGAGUCAGGGAGAGGACACGGUAAAGAGGAUCAAAUAUAUGGUAACAGAAGGAAACAACUGGUGAGCACACAACUGAGCAUACAGAUAUAACGUACACCUGAAGUUUAUAUAUGUGAUUAAAUGUUAUUUCAAUGAA
Messenger RNA from Phyllostomus hastatus (greater spear-nosed bat), 2226 nucleotides. It is a transcript of the gene SPIC, whose product is annotated as Spi-C transcription factor. NCBI's taxonomy places the organism in Eukaryota, Metazoa, Chordata, Mammalia, Chiroptera, Phyllostomidae. The record is from RefSeq and is a predicted model, not a curated record. The transcript is spliced from 6 exons. The coding region runs from base 137 to 895 and encodes 252 amino acids. Gene Ontology annotation, cellular component: nucleus. Gene Ontology annotation, molecular function: sequence-specific DNA binding; DNA-binding transcription factor activity, RNA polymerase II-specific. Gene Ontology annotation, biological process: regulation of transcription by RNA polymerase II; cell differentiation.